UCCAGAAAAGAUUAAGAGUCAAAGAAGACAAAAAAGCUCCUGUGUACUGCCCAGGCUUGGUUACUAAUAUUCCUGACACAAUGCAAUCCUGCACUCUGCUUGUCGUUUUGGCUCUGGCACUUGUGGCUGUUGUUUUUUCUGCACCUACGGAUGAUAGGUCCAUGGUGUUGCUGAAAUAUCUAAAUGGUGACCAUGAUGCUGAUACCUCAACAGACAGUACUGACUUUUCAGUCUCAGUAGGUUUCAGAGAAACAUCAGAUUCCUCCAGUGAACAAACAACAAAAGAGGAUGACUCAAAUGGCUCUUCAACAUCCAGUGAUGACAGCUCUAAAGAUGAAACAAAGGAAGAUAAAGAGAAAUCAGAUGAAGACAAGAAAGAUACAGAUGAAUCAGACUCUGCAGGAAAUGAUUCCCAAGAGCCUGAAGAUAAAGAUACUUCAGAGUCCGAAGAAAAUUCAAUUGAUGAGGCUCUGAAGUCUUUGAAGUCAGACGCCAGUGACAGCGACAGUACAAGCAGCCAAGAUAAGGAUAGUGAGUCCAGUGAGGACAAAGACAGUCACCACAGCCACGAUAAAGACAGCGAGUCCAGUGAGGACAAGGACAAGGACAAGGACAAGGACAGUCACCACAGCCAUGAUAAAGACAGCGAGUCCAGUGAGGACAAGGACAGUCACCACAGCCACGAUAAAGACAGCGAGCCCAGUGAGGACAAGGACAAGAACAGUCACCACAGCCAUGAUAAAGACAACGAGUCCAGUGAGGACAAGGACAGUCAACGCAGCCACGAUAAAGACAGUGAGUCGAGUCAGGAGAAGGACAGUUCCAGCAGCCACGAUAAAGACAGCGAGUUGACCCAGAAGAAGAACAGUUCCAGCAGCCAUGAUAAAAACAGCGAGUCCAGUCAGGAGAAGGACAGUUCCCACAGCCAUGAUAAAGACAGUGAGUCCAGUGAAGACAAGGACAGUUCCAGCAGCCAUGAUAAAGAGAGUGAGUCCAGUGAGGACAAGGACAGUCACCACAGCCACGAUAAAGACAGUGAGUCCAGUGAGGACAAGGACAGUUCCAGCAGCCAUGAUAAAGACAGCAAGUCGAGUCAGGAGAAGGACAGUUCCCACAGCCAUGAUAAAGACAGCGAGUCCAGUGAAGACAAGGACAGUUCCAGCAGCCAUGAUAAAGACAGCGAGUCGAGUGAGGACAAGGACAAUCACCACGGCCACGAUAAAGACAACGAUGACAAGGAUGAAGACACCUCCGAGACUGAAUCAAAAGAUGACACAGAAUCUGCCAGCAAGGAGACAGACUCUACUGAUUCAAGUGAUCAAGUAGAUCCACUAGACAGACCAAUCCACAGUACAGAAAGUACUCAUGGUACUCCCGGUCCCGAUGAUGAGGGCAGCGUCCCACCAAGAAAUUCCUAGUGUUCUAGUGUUAUGCUGCUAGAUUCUGUGCUUUCCUACUGAACCAGAGACAGAAAGACGCCGAGACUCACCUAAAAGAGUAAAGAGAUCCUGGUACAAUCUAAACCCAUAAGAUACUGCACCAAAGCCGAAAAAUUGUUCAAUGUCUCCAUUAUUUCAAUACUCAAUUUUCCUAUUGAGAAAUGGCUGAUGGAUUUUCAUAGGGCUAUGGAGAAAAAAUGCAUUAUUAUACUACUGGUAUACUGUACAUUGUUUUGAGCUCGCUUUAUUUUAUUUACUGUAAGCAAUAUUGAGAACCUUUAUGCUCCCUCCUCAAACCUGUGUCAACCUGUCCAUAUAUUUUGAUUGCCUUUACUUUUUGAUGGUGAAAUAUUUUGACGUAUUCUUUCUUAUUAAGAGAAUCAACUGAUAAGAUGCUGACUUUCAGAAUGAAACUGAAACUAGAUUGACAUUUGUAGGGUUUCUCUUUUGUCUAGGGUUUCUAGUGUGUCUAUUGAGAAUAGUGUCUUUUAAUUUGUACAAUCCUACUGACAAGGUACUGUACAUACCUUCCUAAAAUGUAUUUGAGUGUUUGAAACGAAUUCACUUUGUUUAUGGAAUAAAAUAUACAAACUCAGUUUUAAACUGGCCAAGGACUUGCAAUUUGUUUUAUGAAUACAGAUUACAUUUGCGUUUGUAAGUCUAAAUAAAAAAACAUUCAAACACAUA
Lepisosteus oculatus (spotted gar) is the source of this 2126-nucleotide messenger RNA. Lineage: Eukaryota; Metazoa; Chordata; Actinopteri; Semionotiformes; Lepisosteidae. The record is from RefSeq and is a predicted model, not a curated record.